ACUUGAAUGGAGGUCUCAAAUGUUCGAAGUAGCAAGAGAUGACACCCGUAAGAAUUUUUUUUGUGUCCUGCAUACUCGGAUUUCUUUUGAUCGGUGGUAUACAUGGAGCUCCUUUUCAUGAAGAACAAGAAUUUGAUGCUCCAACCAUGAAAUUCAAGUCAAGGUUCCUUCUUCAGGUAGGAUAUGAUUCACAACGAGAAAUGCCCCCACCAGCAUACCGAGAAUUUCGACCAAAACGCUCUCCUCCUCCCCGAGGCAGAAAUCCCUGAUAACGAAUUGUUGCUGUAUUACAUUCCAUGGGAUUAUUGCUUUGAGGGGCGAGCUAAAACACACCAUGGCCGCCUUGGAACAAUGGGUGCUGAGGAAUCGUUCUGAUUUUCUAGAAAAAAACUUUGGGGGUUUCAAUGAAAGUUCUUGUACAAUAUAUUGUGCGAUCCAAUGGGCCGGCAGGCAUUCCACGAUAUGGACGGGCACGCUGCUGGUGCUGCUAGCAGUGGUUGUGAAGCUAUGGCGAUCGAUCAUAACCAGGUUUUGGCUGGAGCCAAGAUCGCUCGACGCAAGGAUUCGAAGCCAGGAUCCAGGGGCCGUCAAGGACUUUCGGCAAGGUGAUGAAGAUGAGAGACAGUGCCAAGGAGCGGGACAUGGCAGGCUUGAAUCACGACAUUGUGGAGCAUGUGAUGCCACCAGUGGUCCAAGGAAUACGAGCGCGCUUGCGUCGAGGCUCAGGAAGUCUGCAACGGUGCCAUUCCAGAAGCCAAUUCAAUCAGCAAGCUUAAGCUGAUCUCCACGAAACUCUCCACCGGUGGUGGUGUUCAUCUUCGCAUCCUCGUCCCAAAGGGAACUGCGGUCUCCAUUCCAGUCAUCACGACACCCACGACUUCAAUCCGGAGAGCUUCAAGGAUGGACCGUGCAAGCACUCGAACGCGUUCCUGGCCUUUUCGCUUGGCCCCCGCGUGUGUGUUGGCCAAGCCUUUGCACUCAUCGAAGCCAAGAUCGCCUUGGCCACCAUUCUCAAGCGCUUCCGGUUUCGCUUGUCGCCAUCGUAUCGCCCGCUACGGUCUUCCUCUCAUCAUGGUGAAAAUAUAGUAUCAGCGAUAUUGUCUCGCUGGGAGUACUCAAUUAUUAGCAACUUGUUCGACUGACUAUUUGAGCUACUGACAAAACACGACCAGGGUGGAAUUCGAACCCACAGCCUUCAGAUUCGAAGUCUGACGCACUGAUCCACUACGCUACGCGGCCUUGACACUGAGAGCUUGCGCUUAAUACGAGUUUUUGGUCUUUAUAUGCUAACUUGACAAACGAGACGAGAUACUUGACUUGGACUUUGUGAAAGCUAUAAGUUGAAGGGUCUGCCAUGAAAAGUGUCUCAAAUUUGUUAGCAAGAGAUGGCACUCGCAAGAAUUUUUUUUGUGUCUUCCAUACUCGGGUUUCUUUUGGUCGGUGGCAUACAUGGAGCUCCUUGUCAUGAAGAACAAGGUACCAGGAAGAAUUGUUCAUCAGUUUUCUCCCAACGGACUGCAGAAUUUGAUGCUCCCACCCUGAAAUUCAAAUCCAGGUUCCUUCUUCAGGUAGGAUGUAUGAUUCAUAUCGAGAAAAUGUCCUGAUGGAAAUUUUCUUUGCCCAGACUUACCGAGAAUUUCGACCGGAACGACCUCCUCCUGGGCGAGGCCGUAAUCCCUGACAACGGUCACCACAAUCGCCAUGUACAACAUGAUCGAGACGAGGCGAAUCACCGAUUGUCGCGAUUCUGCUAAGCGCAUCCACAAACUUCAUCCUGUACAGGUCCCUGAUUGGCAUCUCGUCUUUUUUUAAAUGGUGAGUGAAUUAAAGAUUGGAAGUCCAAAUCAAGUCACUCGUUGAGCAUCCACAAACUUCAUCCUGUACAGGUCUCUGAUUGGCAUCGCGAGUGAAUUAAAGAUUGGAAGUCCAAAUCAAGUCAAAGUUGGCGCGUUGAAUAAAACUAAAGUCAACAACUUUGUUGACUUAAUUAGUCACCUCACAUGUGAAACACUAAAAAUGUUUCAUGAUUGGAAUGAUAUCACAUCGCAAUGCUGGAAUUGGACAGUGCUGGAAGAAGAAAACUGCCGCCUCCACCUUGCAACCAGGAGAUUCCAUCCCCUUCACAAGCUCAAAAGGAGUUUAGACCCACACCUCGCG
Messenger RNA from Selaginella moellendorffii, 2157 nucleotides. RefSeq lists its product as uncharacterized. Bases 335 to 781 code for a protein of 148 amino acids. Lineage: Eukaryota; Viridiplantae; Streptophyta; Lycopodiopsida; Selaginellales; Selaginellaceae. The transcript is spliced from 4 exons. The record is from RefSeq and is a predicted model, not a curated record.